UAGAGUACCUGGAGCCAGGUAUGAUGGAAUGAGCAAGACCAAGGCAGGAGUGCGUCUUGAUGGGCGGGUGUGCACGACUGUGGUUCGAGGGGGUUGUGGAGGCUAAGCUUGUGAGGGGCGGGGUCAAAGCACGAAGGGGCGUGGCAAUGGGACCUGGCUGGAGUGUAGGGCUUGGGCCUAGGGACGGAUUAGAGUCAAGGCAGGGACCCGCGUCAGAAGGUGUAGUGCGCGGGGCAACCGAACCUGACAGGCACGUAAGGAGCGAGGGAAGUGGCUCGUUGGUUUCUGGUGAGAACUGAGCAGUACCUGGACUCUAGGGAACCUGUGCAUCGUUUCUUAGUUUUGGGGGCAGGACACUGCACUUGAUGGAUCAGAAUCAAAUUACCCUGGCAGGAGGUCGUCCGGCUCCCUGUGGUGCCAGGCUGACAUCAUGGACAUCUGUGAGUCGAUCCUGGAGAGGAAACGGCAUGACAGUGAAAGGUCCACAUGCAGCGUCCUGGAGCAGACAGACAUUGAAGCUGUGGAGGCUCUUGUUUGUAUGAGUUCUUGGGGCCAGAGAUCCCAGAUGAGACCCCUCACUCCCGUCUCUGAUUCUGGUGAUGUCACCACCUCUGUGCUUACGGACACAGCUGUGCCCGAUCUACCAAAGGACUUCCAUUCUUUUUCAACCCUGUGUAUAACUCCUCCUCAGAGCCCAGAGCUCAUGGAGCCGUCAACAGGGACCCCUGUUCCUUCCCAAGUAACCAGUUCCAAAGGAUGUGUGGUCACCGCCCUCCCCCCAUCUCCUGUCGGGCCCCCUAGAGCACUGAGCAACAGGGAGCUCCUGGAGCCAGCCUCAGGGUCAUCCUGCAGGGCCGUGGUGACGAGUGUGAUCAGGCAUACUGGGGAGAGUCCUGCUACUUGCUUUCCAACAGCUUCAACCCAAGAACAGCAGCCAUCAGGUGGCAGAGAAGGGCAAGUGCCGUUGCCGGGCCACCAUGAAGCUUUGCAGGACACGCGCUUGGCAGAUGGUUUGCUCGUUACUAACCCGGUUUCCUGUCAGCCUUGCUUGCACAAGUCUGGAGGUCCGCUCCCCACCGACAAAGGCCAGCAAACAGAAUGGCCCACUGCCGUUCAGACCUGCUUACCAAAGAAUUCUGAAAGUGACUCGUCAAGGAAAACCACCCCUCUGGUUUCAGUCCCUGUCUCCAGUCCCCCUGUCCUUUGCCAAAUGAUCCCUGUGGCUGGACAAAAUGGCAUGUUCUCGGCUUUUUUAAAGCCGCCUCCCCAGGUGCCUGCAGGGACUGUCAAGCCCAUCCUACCCCAAGCUGCUUCAGUGCCCCAGCCUGUGUUCAUGGGCCCGUCUGUGCCUCAGGGAACUGUAAUGCUGGUCUUGCCACAGAGCACCUUCCCGCAGCCUGCCACCUGCCCACCCAGUGUCAUGGCCAUCGGAAAUACCAAGCUGUUGCCCCUUGCCCCUGCCCCAGUGUUCAUUGCCUCCAGCCAGAACUGUGCCCCUCAGGUAGACUUUUCCCGAAGGAGGAACUAUGUUUGCAAUUUCCCAGGCUGCCGGAAGACCUACUUCAAAAGCUCCCACCUAAAGGCUCAUCUUCGCACCCAUACAGGGGAGAAGCCUUUUACCUGCAGCUGGGAUGGCUGUGACAAAAAGUUCGCAAGGUCAGAUGAACUGUCUCGCCACCGCAGAACACACACUGGAGAGAAGAAGUUUGUGUGUCCCGUGUGUGACCGACGCUUCAUGCGGAGUGACCACCUGACAAAGCAUGCUCGCCGCCACAUGACAGCCAAGAAGAUCCCAGGCUGGCAGGCAGAGGUGGGCAAGCUGAACAGAAUCACCUUGGAGAGCCCUGGGAGCACCCUGGAGCCCUUGCCGGCCUCCGGCUGAGACAUCCUUCUGUGCUUCUUCAAAAGCCUCUUCAGGAAUGAAACCCAUGUGUUUUCCUCCAAAAAAAAACAAAAACAAACAAACAAACAUACACGGUCCCUGGGCUGUUGACGUGGGGAGCUGGUUCUGACGGAAAUGCGUUGAUUUUACUUUUCUAGUUGGGACCCUGUUCGGUAUCUCUUUGUAGUUUCGAUCUCCUCUCCGUCUCUCUGUGUCUGUCUCUCUCUUUUCUAAGGGAAUGGAAGAAAAUUUGAUCUAAAUCACCAGCAUUCAAACAAAUAUUUCUGCAAUAAAGUUUACAAAGUCUGGAUUUUUUUUUUAUAGCCUUUCUAUUCAUGUUUUGUAGAAAUGUGACAGGGUACUAAUUUUUAUACUUUUUUAUGAAAAUAUUUAUAUUGUGCUCAAAUUACCAAUUUGUGGAUAGACACUUUUACAGCCUUCUUUUUCAUGUUUUUUAACAAAGUUUUGUAAUGACCCUGCUUAAGAGUAAGCCUGGCGGUUAGUCAGAAAAAAUAAAAUCACAAAUUUGUUACCAGCCUUUUAUAAUGAAUGUUUUAGAUCAGAACUGGUUGAAUAAAGAGCUCUUAAAGGGGAAAGGUAAACUUUGUAGCUAGCUUCUUUGUAUGAGUUUGGGGGAAAUUCUAGCAACCAGUCCUCUAGCCCACAACUGAAGCUGUGGUUGGGUAGAACAGGUCACGCGAGUCUGGUGUCUCUGCGAAGGCUGUGCCCAGGCCCGCCUGGGCUGCUGGCCAGCCGAGCCGGCACAUAGGUGCAGUGCGCACAGGGUUGACUUCCGGGACGUCUGUCUGCCGAGAGCAGAUGGUCCCGUGUCCUGUCUGUACUUAAGCACCAGUGCACCAAGGUUUGGAGGACCACAUGGAGAAAAGGAGAUCUCUGUAUCUGGAUGAACUUCCCACCAGGGUGCACUCACGCGAAGCAAAGCGUGUGUGCGCGGUUGGCUCUGGAUGCCUUUCUUAAUUACGGACAGAACACUGAGAAAGUCAUGUUUCACGGAAUGGCAGGGGGUGCCGCCCAAAUGCCCUUCCAUUCAUUGUGUGUGAAGGAAACUACGUUGCUCAAACCAGAAGACUUGGGGAUUUUAGACCCCAGGCACUGCUUUUACACCCUGUGAGUAUGUGGCCGCCUGUGUCCAGGUGGCCGCAAAAACUGGUUUUUAGUUAAUUGUUGGGGAGUUCAGGCAACUCAGUAAGUGUGAGCACAAGGUAUAUGGGGCAGCCUGAGACUAUUUUUGUGUGGUAUGUAUUAGAUUUUGAAUUUGCCUUUUAAUGAUUGGCAUUUAACUUUUAUUUAAAUGAUGGCAAGGUUGAGAUAUUAAAUGGGUAAAAUGAGGUCUCUGUGUUCAAGUCUUCGGAGCCUUAUGUAAGGUUUGCGUGGCCCCACAUUGUAUGUUGCCUAACAGCUGUUAAGCUGCCCUUGGUAGCUCCAGGCCGCGCGGUUUAGGAGUUGUCCAGACAGCUCUCCGGGCACUGUUGCUGCCGUCCGCCCGCGCAGUGCAGCGCCGAGGAGCUAACCGUCCAUAGCUCACUCGAGGCCCAGCAGCCCGGUCCUGCCCUCCACCUGUCCUCUGCGAGAGGUAAAUGGCCUCUGGUUCUGUGUCCGUCUUCACUGUGACAUGCAGAGUGAUGUUCGUGUCCUGGUGCUCCGUGGGUGACAGAAGGCGCUGGAGCGCUUGGCUGCUCAUCACAUAGAACUUCUUCUCUGACCAGUGUCUUUCCAAAUAACUGACGUGUUGAAAUGCCGUUAGGCUUUCAUUUCCUGAUUAGAUUUAGAGACCCCUUCUCUGAAAGAGCCCCCACCAUCUGUUUACUGAAAGACUAAGUUGGAAAACAGUUCCUAGCUGAAGAGGACCCCUGAGCCCCAGAACCCCGCGACUGGCUGCUCCCUGGAGGGCCCUCCCCUCCCCCCGCGGUGUGGCCCUGCCCCCCCAGUGCACUUUAUUGCCUGAGCAGUUCAGCUUGAUUUGAUUUUUUUUUUUUUUUACUUUGUUGAGCCCUUCAGUAGUUUUAGUAAUGAAAAUAUAAAUGUUUCCUACAUAUGUUUUCUGUAUCAGACUUCGGCUUAUUUAAAUGAGUGUGUGUAAUGUAACUUUUUCUCUGAAUCAUAUAAAACUCUUGGUUUGCAGACUG
Messenger RNA from Meriones unguiculatus (Mongolian gerbil), 4029 nucleotides. RefSeq names its product KLF transcription factor 11 (gene Klf11). The coding region runs from base 431 to 1882 and encodes 483 amino acids. Lineage: Eukaryota; Metazoa; Chordata; Mammalia; Rodentia; Muridae. Gene Ontology annotation, biological process: regulation of transcription by RNA polymerase II. The transcript has 4 exons. The record is from RefSeq and is a predicted model, not a curated record. Gene Ontology annotation, molecular function: RNA polymerase II cis-regulatory region sequence-specific DNA binding; DNA-binding transcription factor activity, RNA polymerase II-specific.